Molecule: messenger RNA, 3382 nt
Organism: Papilio polytes (common Mormon)
Lineage: Eukaryota; Metazoa; Arthropoda; Insecta; Lepidoptera; Papilionidae
Product: sodium-coupled monocarboxylate transporter 1-like
Exons: 13
Coding region: 493-2283 (596 amino acids)
Biological process (GO): sodium ion transport; transmembrane transport
Cellular component (GO): membrane
Molecular function (GO): symporter activity
Source: RefSeq, a predicted model, not a curated record
GGUGUAUUUCGCGAUCGCGAUUGACGUAUGUUGUUUAUGUGUGCGUUGCGUACAUUAUAAAACCAGACUUACUUUGCUACUUUGCUAUAUGAACGUCAUAUAUUUCAUUCAUUUGCUUCACUCUCUACGCUGUUACAUGUCCGUAAUGCCGCGAUUGAUUUGCUGCGCGUGUGUUUAUAUUUAAAAACUGCAUUUUUUUGGAGCAACAUGUGGCGAGCGCUCUGUGUUUUCUGUGAUGUGACUUUGACAUUUCAUGUGACGUAAUGUGCGGGAAAUUCGAACUUCAAAUAAAGUGCAAUAGAAUAUGCGUAUAGUUUUGUUGUUCAAUAAAUAUAUGAAGGAAUUUCAAGUGAAAGUAAGACCGUGCGAAACUUGUUGAUUGUUAAACGACACUAUGGCCUUUCUGUGAAUGGCAAAGACCAUAUACGUGAAUUUUUUUAUCGUGAUAUUUAAAAGUUUUACACCAGGAAUAUUCAGUUGAAGAAUACCAUCAUGUUUACAAUGACGGAAGGAGGUUUCGAGGUGGGGGAUUUCGUGGCGUUCGGGUUCCUAUGCGUGGCGUCCUGUGCCGGCGGGCUCUGGUACAGCGCUGUAGGCUCCCGGACUAAAGCUGUAGUCGAUAUAAGAGAUUACUUGCUCGGCGGACGAGCGAUGUCAACAUUCCCUGUUGCUAUGUCGCUUAUAGCUAGUUACGUGUCGGGAGUGACGAUAUUGGGAACACCCGCGGAGAUCUACAACUACGGCAGCCAGUACUGGCUGGUGAUCGUGGGAGUGACGCUCAGCUGUGUGGUGGUAGCGACUGUAUACCUGCCAGUGUUCUGCACGUUAAGGCUAUCAUCAUCAUACGAGUAUUUGGAGUUACGGUUCAAUCGACAUGUCCGCGCCGUGGCAUCCAUUCUGUUUUUAUUGGACGAGGUAUUAUUUCUGCCUAUGGUCAUCUAUGUUCCAGCUUUAGCAUUUAAUCAAUUGACAGGGUUUAAUGUAUACGCCGUCGGUGGCGUUAUGGUAGCGAUAUGUGGUCUUUACACAGUAUUAGGCGGUCUGCGCGCGGUGGUAUGGACAGACUCGGUGCAGACAGGCAUCAUGUUUAUUGGAGUGAUACUGGUGGCGGCGGCGGGCACCAUCGCGGUGGGCGGUGUGCGCGCCAUCCUCAACACCGCGGAGGAGUCUGGUAGACUUAGCAUCUCCAAUUGGGACUUUUCGCCGUAUGUGCGGCAGACGGGCUGGGGCUCCGUGGUGGGCGGCUUCCUCUACUGGACCUGUUUCAACUCCGUCAACCAGACGAUGGUGCAGCGCUACAUAGCGUUGUCCACCAAAAGAAAAGCUAUCACUGCAUUAGCGAUCUUCUGCGUGGGCGCGAUCCUGGCGAUCUCGCUGUGCGUUUGGUGCGGGCUGGCGGCGUGGACCGCGUGGGUGCAGGGCAGCUGCGCGCCGGCCGGCCGCCCGCUCGUCGACGACCGCCUGCUGCCCGCCUUCGUCACCUACGUCUCCAUGGCCCAGCACCUGCCGGGCCUUGCGGGAGUCUUCUUAGCUGGUGUGUUCGGAGCCGGUUUGAGUUCUCUGUCGGCGGUGCUGAACGCGUGCGCGCUGGUGGUGGUGGAGGACAUAAUGCACGGCUGGCUGCGGCUGCGGCUGCGGCCGCUGGCGGAGGGGCUGCUGGCGCGCGCCGUCACCGCCACGCUGGCACUGCUCUCGCUCCUCAUGCUCGUCGUCAUCACCAAGCUCGGCGGCGUCCUCGGCGUGGCGACGGCGCUGUCUGCGAUCGCGGCGAGCUCGACGUGCGGCAUGUUCACGCUGGGCAUGGCGUGCUGGUGGGUGGGGCCGCGCGGCGCGCUGGCGGGCGCGGUGGCGGGCGCGCUGGUCGCCGCCACCGUUUCCUUCGGCACGCAGGCGGCCGCCGCGCGCGGCCUGCGCCAGCCGCCCAUGAACUACACCAUGCACUGCACUAAUUCUACCUUCCCGCCCGCUUCCUACCUGGACCCAGAGGAAGUGUUCCCGCUGUUCCGCAUCUCGUACCACUGGAUAGCGCCGCUGGGGCUGGCGACGACGCUGUGCGUGGGCAGCGCGGUGGGGUGGCUGCUGGACGCGCGGCGCACGGUGCCGCUGGACGCGGAGCUGUUCACGCCGGCAGUGUGGCGGCUGCUGCCGGCGGCGGCGCACGACAACGCCGGCAUCACGCGCAGGAACCUCGCCAGCAAGGCCGCCGACACCCCGCCUGAUGUGCCACUCAUAGUGGGACAAGCCCCUGAUAAGAUUGAAAUGAACGGAGAGUCGAGCAGGUGAAGAUUGUGUUAUAUUUGUACAAAUGUACAUAUUGUUCAUGUACUGGUAAAGUGUAAGAUUAUUUGUUUAACAUUUAUUACAACUUAAUGACUAAUUUGUUAGGAUAUGAAGACGUUAUUGUCGUCUUUAAAAUUUAAGUUUAUCUAAUAAGUUAUGUUUGUAGUUUAACCUAACCUAUGUUAAUAAAUAAGAAUUUAUUCAACGCAUAUUUCUUGAAUAAUGAUUGUUAGUAUGCACAAUUGUGCAUUUAUUUAUUACUAAAUAUUAGUAACAUAAUAAAGUUCCUGUAAAAUCUUUUAUUUUAUAAAUUACAGAAAUAUAACAUCAAUUUUGAGACAUGUGAGUAAAAAAAAUAAUUAGAAAAAGAUUUAUACGAAAUUAAAUUUUUAAGGUUAUAUUAAAGUACUAACUUCAUAACCUUUCGUUAUAUUUACAAAAUAAUUCGUUUUUUUAACGUAUUAAUUAAAAUAUAUUUAUUUAGUGUAGUAUAUCCAAGCAUUUGUUAGAAAUAAGUGCUAUUGCCUGGUGUUUAACUCGAAUAUAAAUCAUUUGUUGCCCAAAGUGUUAUAUUUAGUGCAAAACUGGUGCUAAAACGUGGUUAUGAUUGAAAACCGCAAUUAGUUCUUUGUGUAUAUUAUUAAAUGUAAUUAAAACUAUGAAUAGAAAAUAAAAUCAUGUAUGUUAAAUAAAAUAAAGCUGAAUUCAAAUGUUUAGACAUGUUUAGAUAUAUAGGUCCUGUCCCACCACUGGCAGAUAGAGGCUAAGAUAGCUUAAAUGAUGCCGCGCCACGCCAAAGUCCGAUAUUUCUAUAACAUAUUUUACAUGUUGGAUUAUUUUGACAAUUUACAAUUUGGUGGGACAGCCCCUUAACAAUGUUAUUUAUCGAUACGUAUUUGGAAAUUACGAGGACCAAGUAAUUUGUUUAAUGUAAAGAUUUUUUCCAAAAAUAUAAGUAAAAGCAUAACUUAUUCAGUUACUUCGAUUAUGUAAAUAUUACUACACUUUAAAUGUUUUGGAGUACUAGUUAAAUAAAGUUUAUAUGUAUAACCUUUAAUCAGUAUUUGCCAGUACUUAAUAUUGUGAAUACUUAUAAAAUUAC